This is a messenger RNA of Pyricularia grisea, 1957 nucleotides long. RefSeq lists its product as uncharacterized. Gene Ontology annotation, biological process: proteasome-mediated ubiquitin-dependent protein catabolic process. The record is from RefSeq and is a predicted model, not a curated record. Gene Ontology annotation, molecular function: ATP hydrolysis activity; ATP binding; proteasome-activating activity. Lineage: Eukaryota; Fungi; Ascomycota; Sordariomycetes; Magnaporthales; Pyriculariaceae. The transcript is spliced from 4 exons. Gene Ontology annotation, cellular component: proteasome regulatory particle, base subcomplex. Bases 243 to 1637 code for a protein of 464 amino acids.
GGCAAACUCGCCUAGCAGUCAACCAAACCAUCGACCAUCGGAACUCCAACAAAUCAACAUUUCCUCUAGAAUUAUCAAAUUCUUACCCAUCGAUUGAGGGUCCGCAUAUCCCAACUGAUAACUUGAUACCACAAUCUUCAUUGCACCACACCGGGAGAGCUUGUUUUGCACUGCAGCAAGGACCCAGUUGGUCCAGAAUCAUUCUACCAAACCCUAAACCCCAUCCUUGAACACCCCCAAACAUGUCGACCCUCGAAGAGCUCGACGACCUCGACCGUCAGGAGCGCGAGGACAAGGAUAAGAAGGAUGGCAAGAAGGACGGCGGCAAAGACGACAAGAACAAGUCUGGCGAUGGCGACGAUGAGAUGAAGGAUGCGGAGCCCGAGGAGGAUGACGUCCUCGACGAGGAGAUUUUGAGCCUCAGCACACAGGACAUCCUGACCCGGAGGCGGCUGCUGGAAAACGACUCGAGGAUCAUGAGGAGCGAAUACCAGCGGCUCUCUCACGAGAGGCAGACGAUGCAAGAAAAGAUCAAGGACAACCUGGAAAAGAUCGCAAACAACCGUCAACUUCCUUACCUGGUCGGAAACGUUGUCGAGCUUUUAGAUCUUGAUCCAACAGCCGAGUCGUCGGAGGAGGGCGCCAACAUUGACCUGGACGCCACGCGGGUCGGCAAGUCAGCAGUCAUCAAGACGUCCACAAGACAGACGAUAUUCCUACCUCUGAUUGGCUUGGUCGACCCAGCAACCCUCAAGCCGGCUGAUCUGAUCGGUGUGAACAAGGACUCGUACCUCAUCCUCGACACACUGCCCGCAGAGUAUGACAGCAGAGUCAAGGCCAUGGAGGUAGACGAGAAGCCCACUGAAAAGUACAGUGACGUCGGUGGUCUUGACAAGCAGAUUGAGGAGUUGGUGGAGGCUAUUGUCUGGCCCAUGAAGGAGGCAGAGCGCUUCAAGAAGAUUGGCAUCAAGGCACCCAAAGGUGCACUGAUGUACGGCCCUCCUGGAACCGGAAAGACGCUCCUGGCUCGUGCGUGCGCGGCCCAGACGGACGCAACCUUCCUCAAGCUCGCCGGUCCCCAGCUGGUACAGAUGUUCAUAGGAGAUGGCGCCAAGCUGGUGCGUGACUGCUUUGCCCUCGCCAAGGAGAAGGCACCGUCCAUCAUCUUCAUAGACGAGCUGGAUGCCGUAGGAACGAAGCGUUUCGACAGCGAGAAGUCAGGUGACCGUGAGGUGCAGAGGACCAUGUUGGAGCUGCUCAACCAGUUGGACGGUUUCGCAUCCGACGACCGCAUCAAGGUGCUGGCGGCGACCAACCGUGUCGAUGUCCUGGACCCUGCCCUGCUGCGUUCCGGACGUCUUGACCGCAAGAUUGAAUUCCCGCUCCCCAAUGAAGAAGCGCGGGCGCAAAUUCUCAAGAUUCACAGCCGAAAGAUGCGUUUCGACCCAGCAGUCAACUGGGGCGAGCUGGCACGGAGUACCGACGAGUUUGGUGGUGCCAUGCUGAAGGCUGUUUGCGUCGAGGCCGGCAUGAUUGCACUUCGUAUGGGCAAGAACAAGAUUGGGCACGAGCAUUAUGUGGACGCCAUCGCCGAGGUGCAGGCCAAGAAGAAGGAUACUGUCAACUUCUACGCGUGAUUUUUGCAUAUGGUACAUGCGACGAUUUCGUUGUUGAAAAGGGACUCUGUGCUUGGAUUCAUGGCUCACGCAGCUUCUUCUCUUUCUCGGCUGCAUAGAGCUAGCAGACUUGGGACAUAGAUUAUGGCACAGGAAUGAUACCGCGGACAUGAUAGACGACGUUGACUAAUUCCUCUUUAACCUUUUUUUUGGUGAUGUAUUAGUAAAAGCGGUAUCGUGUGGACUCUUUGAAGCGAUUUCACCGGAUUCCGCGGGCUGUUACAGCCGAGGCAUUGCGCACAGGGAGCCAUCAAUGCGUGAAUUGUUUUGUUUCCCUUCAG